Messenger RNA from Otolemur garnettii (small-eared galago), 1882 nucleotides. It is a transcript of the gene UTP3, whose product is annotated as UTP3, small subunit processome component. Lineage: Eukaryota; Metazoa; Chordata; Mammalia; Primates; Galagidae. Gene Ontology annotation, biological process: maturation of SSU-rRNA from tricistronic rRNA transcript (SSU-rRNA, 5.8S rRNA, LSU-rRNA). The coding region runs from base 385 to 1818 and encodes 477 amino acids. The transcript has a single exon. The record is from RefSeq and is a predicted model, not a curated record. Gene Ontology annotation, cellular component: small-subunit processome; nucleolus.
UUUGUCCCUCAGCCACUCCCAGGCUCAAGAUACAGAGCUGAAAUCUCAGUAAAGGGUUUGAAGGAACGGAACUUCUCUAACCUAUUGUUCCCACACGGAAAGAUUUUAAUUCACCGAAUUGAUUGGCGUUAAAGGGCAUAGCGAAAGGUAAGGCAAUAUCACUGUGGCCGCGCCUCUCUGACUGAGCGGAAGUCCCGGUUCCCAUUCCCUGCGCAGAGCAUACUGGGGGCCGGAAGGAGGUGGAAACUUCCUGCAGCCGGCUCCCGCGGCCGCAAGCUCGCGUGUGUUUAGACGGCGUGUUUCUGGGCCUCGCGGUUGGUUCUUCAGGGUCAGAGGCGGCCAGAAGUGUGGUGUGUGUGUAGAGUCUGAUUCGCCGUGCGAACCAUGGUGGGGAGAUCCCGGCGGCGCGGAGCAGCCAAGUGGGCAGCUGUGCGAGCCAACGCAGGUCGUACCCCCGCGGACGGAAAUGAGGAUGAUGUAGGGUCGCCACCCUCACCAGGGGACUCCAGCUACUACCAGGAUCAGGUAGAUGACUUUCACGAGGCACGAUCACGGGCCGCUUUGGAUAAGGGCUGGAACGAAGUAGAGAGUGGAGACGAGGAGGAUGGCGAUGAGGAAGAGGUGCUAGCCCUAGAUGUAGACGAUGAAGAUGGAGAGAGUGCGGGGGAUGAGGAGGAUGGUGCUAGUGAUGAUGAUGGUGAUGGUGGGAGCUCCGUGCAGAGUGAGGCCGAGGCUUCUGUUGAUCCCAGUUUGUCCUGGGGACAGAGGAAAAAACUUUACUAUGACACGGACUAUGGUUCCAAGGCCCGAGGCCGGCAGAGUCAACAAGAAGUGGAGGAGGAGGAAAGAGAAGAAGAGGCGGAGGCACAGGUCAUUCAGCGGCGCCUGGCCCAGGCCCUGCAUGAGGAUGAUUUUGGGGUCGAGUGGGUAGAAGCAUUUGCAAAACCUGUGUCUCAGGUAGAUGAGGCUGAGACACGGGUCGUUAAAGAUUUGGCUAAAAUUUCAGUGAAAGAGAAGCUGAAAAUGUUGCGAAAGGAAUCACCAGAGCUCUUGGAGCUGAUAGAAGACCUUAAAGUUAAGUUGACAGAAGUGAAGGAUGAGCUGGAGCCUUUGUUACAGUUGGUGGAGCAAGGGAUCAUUCCACCCGGAAGAGGAAGCCAGUACUUAACGACCAAGUACAACCUGUACUUGAAUUAUUGCUCCAACAUCAGUUUCUAUUUGAUCCUGAAAGCUAGGAGAGUCCCUGCACAUGGACAUCCUGUCAUAGAAAGACUGGUUACCUACCGAAAUCUGAUCAACAAACUGUCAAUUGUGGAUCAGAAACUAUCCUCAGAAAUUCGUAGUCUACUCACAUUUAAGGAUGGUGCUGUAAAGAAAGGACAGAAUCUAAAAGCAAAAUCCACCAAAGCCAAACCAAAGUCUGUUUCAAAGACUUCUGCUGCUGCUGCUGCUGCCUCUGCUGUAAGAGAUCUGAUUGAUGAUUCUGAUUUUGAUGAAGGGACUGAACUGCAAUAUAAAGAAAUAGAAGAUAGACAAAAGUUGAAGAGGAAGAAAGAAGAGAAUAGUGCUGAAGAACAAGUUCUUGAAGAUCAAAAUGCAAAGAGAGCCAUUACCUAUCAGAUUGCUAAAAAUAGGGGACUUACUCCUAGGAGAAAGAAGAUUGAUCGCAAUCCCAGAGUGAAACACAGGGAGAAGUUCAGAAGAGCCAAAAUUCGAAGACGAGGCCAGGUUCGAGAAGUUCGUAGAGAACAGCAACGUUACACUGGUGAAUUAUCUGGCAUUCGUGCUGGAGUUAAAAAGAGCAUUAAACUUAAAUGAAGUGUUUAUACAUAGUUUAAGGUAUUUGGCAAUAAUUUUAGGUCAAUAAAUUGUUAUUCUUAAC